AUGGAGGAAGCAACAAGAGCGGACAAGCGGCUUGACAACCAGUCGGCAGCUCUGCGCAGAGGUCAUCAAGAUUUCACUGAGCUUUGCAACACCACGCCGCUUGGUCCAAGGCCAGCUGGAGCACAACUCUUGGCUUUUGAAAGGAAUUCUCCAUUCUCAUCACCACUAGGCGACGCCUUCAUAACAUCUGACAUCGAGGACUUCGAUCAGAGAGAUGUCACUGUCAAUGAGACCCACAAUUUGUACACUGACGCGGCAAAGAGAAGAUUUCGCCCAGAAACCAACAGUGGCGAUCGCAAGUCAGCAAUCCAUGAUAAGGAACGAAUAGAUAACGACACCAUCGAAUUUGUUGAGGAGCGCCAAAGGCAAAACGCACAAGCCUGUUCCCGUCUGACAGAUCAACAAGUCGCAGAACGAGAAGCCCGAUCCAAAGUGGAUGACGUGUUCAAUCGACGUAUCCAAGAUCUGUUGUACGAGAACGCAGGAGACAUGACCAAGGUUCAGAAGACGUUUUCCCAGGGCCGCGAAGUGAUGGAUGCGAAACAGCAAGAGGUCGUUUAG
Molecule: messenger RNA, 561 nt
Organism: Letharia columbiana
Lineage: Eukaryota; Fungi; Ascomycota; Lecanoromycetes; Lecanorales; Parmeliaceae
Exons: 4
Coding region: 1-561 (186 amino acids)
Source: RefSeq, a predicted model, not a curated record